Molecule: messenger RNA, 1498 nt
Organism: Rubroshorea leprosula
Lineage: Eukaryota; Viridiplantae; Streptophyta; Magnoliopsida; Malvales; Dipterocarpaceae
Source: the annotation of a GenBank genome assembly
CCUGCGUUUUCUGGAAAUAUUCCUGCGGUAUUGAAAUAUGUAUUUCCAUCAGCAAAGAUAACACGACUUGGCAAUUGGUUCUCUGUUGAAAGUGACCAUAGAUGGUGUUGCACUUAGCUUCUUGAUGCAACUGAUCCCUUGUUCAUUGAGAUUGGAAGAGCAUUUAUAGAGGAACAGCUAAAUGGUUGGCAUUGGAAUGUCAAUGGAAGGGGAAAAAUGGAGAAGAUACAGAAGGAGGUGGAAAACGCUUGGUUACAACAGGCUGUACCUAUCAUGUCAACGCCCUUUGUUUUUCUGGCCUUCCAUGUCAACACCCUGAUCUGCUGGAGGCAUGGAUUGAUCAAUAUCCAGCAAGACGUUAUGGUCAAACAGUUGCUUUAGUACAAGAUGCCUGGAAUAUAUUAUAUCACACAAUCUACAACUGCACUGAAGUUGCCUAUGUAAGUUCCCUAUCUUGUGGUUUUAGUGUAAUCAUCUUGUAAGUUCUGCAAUGUUAGGGUUUCUCUUCUCAACUUCCACCCUCUUGGAUUGAUGUUAUCUUGUUUAAGUGCGACCUAAAAAUGCAGCUUAUGUUCAACAAUGAUAAAAACAGGGAUGUCAUUGUAGCUUUUCCAGAUGUUGAUCCAUCAUUUAUUUCAAUGCCACAUGAAAGAAACCAGAACUACAGGGGACCAAUGUCAAGAAGAGCAGUCUUAGAGGAGGAAACAAGUUCAUAUGAUCUUCCUCAUCUAUGGUAUUUGACUUCUGAAGUAAGACAUGCUUUAGAACUUUUUAUUCCAAGUUGGGAUAAAUUAUCAUCAAGUAGCACUUACAGGUAUGAUUUGGUUGACCUGACUAGACAAGCUUUGGCCAAAUAUGCAAACCAGCUCUUCUUGGAGAUUAUAGAAGCAUAUCAGUCAAGUAAUAUCCAUGGAGUUGUCAGUCUCAGUCAGAAGUUUUUAAACCUUGUUGAAGAUAUGGACACAUUAUUGGCAUGCCAUGAUGGAUUUCUUCUAGGACCUUGGCUAGAAAGUGCUACGCAACUUGCAAGAAACAAAGAACAAGAAAAACAGUCAUCUCUUCUGAAAAUACCGUUUGAGUGGAAUGCAAGAACUCAAAUAACCAUGUGGUUUGACAACACAGAGGAGGUUGCAAGUCUACUCUGUGAUUAUGACAGUUUGGAGAGUGGCAGUGGUUUCCAGCUGAAGGACUGGAGGAGGGAAUGGAUUAAGCUGACAACUGACUGGCAGAACAGUAGGAAGACACUCCCUGUGGAAAGUAUAGGAGAUACGCUAAAUACAUCACGGUGGCUUUAUGCUAAGUACUUGCAAAGUCCGAGCACAUAUGAUCACUGAAUGACUACAAACCGCAGAAUCAUAAAUCACAUUAAUUCUUGUAAGGAAAACCAUUCAGGAAUCGCUCAAUGUAGUGCCUAUCCUACUGAAACUCCCAAACCUUUUCAGUUUUUCGUAUGUGAUUGAACAAGUUAAGCUAACUUCAAUUAAGACCUUUAUAAGGA